AUGCAUUCAGCUCUCUCUCUUUCCUUCUCACAGGCGUCACUUCCUUUACCGAAUCGUCCGCUCUGUUCAUUGAACGCCGCUCCUUCUACGCCGAGGAGUCUCCGGUUCUGUGGACUCCGGCGGGAGGCGUUCGGUUUCUCCCCUUCGAAGCAGCUGACCUCAUGCCGUUUCCAAAUUCAUAGUAGGAGGAUCGAAGUCUCUGCCGCUGCUUCUUCUUCUUCCUCCGCUAAUGGCAAUGGAGCUACGUCGAAAUCGUUCGAUUAUGAUUUGGUCAUUAUCGGAGCUGGAGUUGGCGGCCACGGAGCUGCAUUGCACGCCGUUGAGAAGGGACUCAAAACUGCAAUCAUUGAAGGAGAUGUUGUGGGAGGGACUUGCGUCAACAGAGGGUGCGUGCCUUCCAAAGCUCUCCUUGCUGUUAGUGGUAGGAUGCGGGAGCUCCAGAACGAACAUCACAUGAAGGCAUUUGGUUUGCAGGUUUCAGCUGCCGGUUAUGACCGUCAGGGUGUGGCUGACCAUGCGAGUAACCUGGCUACCAAGAUUAGAAAUAACCUCACCAAUUCAAUGAAGGCACUUGGUGUUGACAUAUUGACAGGCUUUGGCUCUGUUCUGGGGCCACAAAAGGUUAAAUAUGGAAAGGUCGGUUUCCCUGACAAUAUUAUCACCGCCAAAGAUAUAAUCAUUGCAACUGGAUCUGUACCCUUUGUCCCGAAAGGAAUUGAAGUUGAUGGAAAGACUGUUAUCACAAGUGACCAUGCAUUGAAAUUGGAGUCUGUUCCUGAAUGGAUUGCGAUAGUAGGAAGUGGUUAUAUCGGUCUUGAGUUCAGUGAUGUUUACACGGCCCUUGGAAGUGAGGUAACAUUUAUUGAGGCUCUGGAUCAGCUUAUGCCUGGAUUUGAUCCUAAGAUCAGUAAGCUGGCUCAAAGGAUCACUCCAGCAAAAGAUGGAAGACCAGUUAUGAUUGAGCUUAUUGAUGCCAAAACCAAGGAACCCAAAGAUACUUUGGAGGUGGACGCUGCUCUUAUUGCUACAGGAAGAGCUCCAUUCACCAGUGGUCUUGGCCUGGAAAAUAUCAAUGUAGCGACGCAAAGAGGUUUUAUACCAGUUGAUGAGCGGAUGCGUGUAAUCGAUGGGAAUGGAAAGCUGGUUCCACACUUGUACUGCAUCGGCGAUGCCAACGGUAAAAUGAUGCUCGCUCAUGCUGCCAGUGCCCAAGGAAUUUCUGUGGUGGAGCAAGUCACAGGUAGAGAUCGUGUGCUUAAUCAUCUUAGCAUCCCAGCUGCUUGUUUUACUCAUCCGGAAAUCAGCAUGGUGGGAUUAACAGAGCCUCAAGCGAGAGAAAAAGCUGAGAAAGAGGGAUUUAAAGUAAGUAUUGCCAAGACAAGUUUCAAGGCAAACACAAAGGCCCUUGCUGAAAAUGAAGGAGAAGGAAUCGCCAAGAUGAUAUACAGACCUGACAAUGGUGAAAUCCUUGGAGUUCAUAUAUUUGGAUUGCAUGCUGCUGAUCUGAUCCAUGAAGCAUCUAACGCCAUCGCUUUAGGAACACGCCUUCAGGACAUAAAACUUGCGGUUCAUGCACAUCCUACGCUUUCUGAAGUUGUUGAUGAACUGUUUAAAGCUGCCAAGGUCGAAAGUACAGCUUCAACAACGGCACAAAGUGUAAAAGUCGCUGUUUAA
Molecule: messenger RNA, 1674 nt
Organism: Microthlaspi erraticum
Lineage: Eukaryota; Viridiplantae; Streptophyta; Magnoliopsida; Brassicales; Brassicaceae
Source: the annotation of a GenBank genome assembly